AUGUCGCUUAACAAAGAUAUCCCCCUCGAGAGCAAACCGCCCGAUGACAAGCCCUCGCUCGACGAGGCCGGCUUUGGCGAUGUUGAGGACAUCGUGCUUGAUCCGAAAAAGGAGAGCAAGCUGCUCAUGAAACUGGAUUUAGCCUUCGUGCCGAUUAUUAUGCUCACGUACCUGUCCUGCUUCCUGGAUCGAACGAACAUCGGCAAUGUCAAGGUAGCCGGCAUGCCCGAAGACAUCGGUGCCUCGGAGACUCAGUUCUCGACCGCUGUGUCGAUUUUUUACGUCACUUACGUCCUGCUCGAGGCGCCGUGGGCGGUACUAAUGAAGAAGCUCACGCCGCGCAAUAUCCUCACGGGUCUGUGCAUCGUCUGGUCCAUUGCAACCGUCUUCACGGGCUUCGUGGAAAACGUGGGCGCGCUGUACGCUACGAGACUUAUUCUGGGCGCCUGCGAAGCCGGACUCUUCCCCUGUCUCAACCUGUACUUGACGAUGGUUUAUCGCCGCGAAGAGCAAGCCAAGCGGGUUUCGUACCUGAUGAGCUGCGCUGCAAUCUCAGGGGCCGUGGGAGGACUGCUGGCGUAUGGUUUGCUCCAUAUGGACGGACUUGGAGGCAAGGCCGGCUGGCGAUGGGUGUAUAUAAUCGAAGGCCUCUUCAGCAUCAUCUGCGCCUUUCUCAUCUGGUUCGGUCUCCCCAACGAUCCCGCAAACGCCUACUUCCUCACCGACGAGGAGAAAUGGAUGAUGCGCGUGCGCAACGAACAGCGACGCAAAUACAUGGGCAGUGAAGAGUUCAGCUGGGAGGAAAUGCGUCUCGCCCUGCGCGACCCGAAACUGAUGUUCAGUGCUGUCACGCAAUUCUGUCAGGACAUCUUGCUGUACGGGUUCAGCACGUUCCUGCCGACGAUUCUGCAGAGCAUCGGAUAUAAUUCGCUCAUGAGUAACGUGCUCACCGUGCCGGUGUAUAUGUGGGCGGCCAUCGUGUUUAUUGCGGUCGCAUUUUGCGCCGAUCGGUAUUCCAAAUUCUCCGUGUUCAUGCUUGUAACCAACGUCUUCGGCAUCGUCGGCUACAUCAUUCUGCUCUCCGUCUCCAACAACGCCGUGAAAUACUUCGCCACCUACCUCUGCGGGAUCGCCACAUACACAGGCGUCGGACUGAACGUCGCCUGGCUGAACGUCAACGUGGCACCGCAAUACCGACGCGCCCUCGCGAUCGGACUCCAGCAAACGCUCGGGAACUGCGCUGGUAUCGUCGCAGGCCAAGUCUACCGCGAGUCGCCAUAUGUGCUCGGGAAUGCCUUUUCAUUAGGAUCUUUAGCGGUCGCACAGGGUGUCAUUGUCGUACAUGCAUGGUAUCUUCGAAGGGAGGAUCGGGAGAAAGAGAGGAUUCUGGAGGCGGCAUGGGAAUGGGAAUGGGCGGACCGCCAGGAGGCGGAUUCGGCGGGCAUCACGGCGGUGGAGGAGGGUUUGGUGGUCAUCAUGGAGGCCAUGGAGGCCAUGGAGGAGGCUUUGGGGGACCAGGGGGUAGUGGAUUUGAUGGAUUUGGGGGGCCCCCUGGAGGAGGAGGAGGAUUCGGGGGACACCAUGGAGGCGGUGGUGGUGGUGGAUUUGGGGGUCCAGGAGGAGGACGGUGGUGAUUAUGAGGUCUGCUUUCAAUUGUUCAGAAAGACGGCGUGGAAGCCUCCACUCCAGAUUCCCGGGGUAUUGCAUGUCACAAGGCGUUUGGUCCCCUUCUUUAUAUUUCGUCAAAGCAUUCCUCGAUUAACUGACUUUUUCAUUUCUGCCUCCAAACCAAAAUUCCGCGAUGGUGAUACAAUAGCAGGCGGCUCUGGACAAGUUGCCAGAGAAGUGAUCGAUGCCUUUCUGGCCACAGGAAAACAUGAGAUCACCAUUUUAUCUCGCAAAGUAGGCAGUCUCGACCUGUCAAUGCUACACACUUCUGACCUCGUCAAGGGCGCCUCAGACCCCGAUAUUUCGUCCGAGAUCCACUGGCGUGUUGUCCUCGAAUAUACUCUCUUGCAGCCCGGUCUCUGCCUGGACUAUCUCGCCUCUCCGUACAGAACCGCGAAGCAUGUUGAGCUUCUUGACACCGUGUUUGACUUUCAGAACUGUCGCGCCAUUUUAGUCGAUAGCCACGACAAUGCGAUCAUGACUUUGACCACGGUCACAGAUCUCGCUGCCGUCAUCGCCCGAUCAGUGGACUAUGAGGGAGAGUGGCCCGAGACCGGAGGAAUCAGAGGUAACAGGGUCACUAUUGGUGACAUUGUCAGGAUUGGGGAGGCUAUUCGAGAGCGUUCGUUUACCGUUGAAAAGGUCAAAAUCGAAGAUCUCGAAGCAGGGAUUUUGAAUACCUCAUGGGGGCUGGAGAAGAAACAUUGA
Aspergillus affinis is the source of this 2376-nucleotide messenger RNA. RefSeq names its product MFS general substrate transporter. The transcript has 9 exons. The record is from RefSeq and is a predicted model, not a curated record. Lineage: Eukaryota; Fungi; Ascomycota; Eurotiomycetes; Eurotiales; Aspergillaceae. The coding region runs from base 1 to 2376 and encodes 791 amino acids. Gene Ontology annotation, cellular component: membrane. Gene Ontology annotation, biological process: transmembrane transport. Gene Ontology annotation, molecular function: transmembrane transporter activity.